AUGGCGCGACUACGACUAGGCGGCGCCGCCUCUUCCGAACCUUCACCAGCAUCCACCGCUCUACCGACUUCCCGAACGCAGACCUCGCCGCCACGAAAGCGGUACCGCAUCUGGACCCCCCUUCUCGUCUUCCUCAACUUCCUCGCCAUGGUGCCCGGCCUGAUCGGCUUCGUCUACUCCGCCGCCCGCUUCUACUCGACGCCGCACCUCGUAUGGGCGUCGUCUACAUGGGAGGAGGGUGGCCAUGCAGUCGGCGUCACCGACGCUCGCAGCACUCGACUCGACUGGUUCGUCUCGGGCAUGUGGGCGCUCGCGACCGCCUACUUCACCCUCUCGCUCGCUCGCGGUCUCCUGCGCCGAUGGCUCGUCUACUACACAUUCGGUCCGACCAUCGUCCGUGUCAUCAGCCUGCAAGCCAUCUGUUGGCCACUCACCCUCACCACGCACCGCGUUCUCUCUUUCGACCAGCCAGUCGCAGGAUGGGUCGUCUGCGCGACGACGGCCGCCUUCUGCAAUGUCGUCCAGACCUGGGUGACGAGCAACAUCGUCGAGCGGAAGGACCGGCGCGGACAGCAGGGUUGGCGGAUCUUCUCGGCAGUCGUGACGAUGGUGCUUGGACCAGGCGUGCGGACGGACAAGUACAGGAAGGGCGAGCGCGUGCUGAGCUGGAGAAGAGUGCUGUGGGGAACAGUCCUGCCGUUCGCGGUGCUGGGAUGGCUCACGAUGAACGCGCUGCUCUGGCAGCAGUUCGUUGCGCGGUACAAGGGUGGCGGCGGUGUCCAACUCGGCAAGCCUCGUCUCAGCGCGAAUGUCUCGCUGCCGGCUCGCGGCCCCUCCCUUGCGACAGGACUAAUCCCGACCGCCGACAUUCGCGUCAUGAUCCUCGUCACCUCCUCCUGGACGAACCGCUCCCUCACGAACCGACACACCUUCCGCGAGACCUCGGUUCGACUCUUCCCACGCCAAACACCGUCCAUCUCCGUCGCCUACCGUUUUCUUCUCGGCGUCGCGCCUUCGCCUCAGACUGCUGCGCGGGCAGGUCCCGGCAUUGAAGCCGAGGCGGACGAGUUCGGCGACAUGCUCGUCGUCCCUGCGCACGACUCGUAUGAGCACCUGAGCGAGAAGAUCUACGAGGGGUGGAAGUGGGCGUCCGGCUUGGACGUGGAUUACGUUCUGAAGACGGACGACGACAUUCUGUUGCGGAUGGACAUCGUCGGCAAGGAGCUGGUCCAGCUGGGUCGGCGGAAGGAGUAUUGGCGAGGCUUUGCGUACUGGGACAUCCCGGCCAUCAAAGACUCGUCGAACAAGAACGCCGACUUUUCCUACGAGCUCUCGUCCUUCCCGCCUUACACAGCAGGCGCCCUGCACAUCCUGUCGAAGGACCUCGUCGACCUCAUCGCGCCGCCCUCAUCCUCCCGCCUCUUCGUCAAGAACGAGGACCAGAACCUCGGCCUCUGGCUCUUCCCGACCGGCAUCCGGCCUAUACAUGACUACCGCAUCCAGCAGGCGCAGGUGUGUGAGAACGAUAUGAUCGCGAAGCAUUUCGGCGGGCAGUACAAGGAGCCGAGCGGGUUCGGCCCGCGCGAGAUGUACGCCAACAUCGUCGCCGGACGCAAGCAGUGCGAGGGCCUCCUGCAGGACUGGUGCGGCGUCUGCUACCCGUCGUGCCGGAAGAGGCGGAAUCACUGGCGCGACUGGGGAUACGCCUGCGACGACAUGAAGGGCGCGACCUUGUGGAACCGCCCCUCCGUUUCCGCCACGGCAGCUCUCGACAGUCCCCUCAAGCUUGCGCCGGAGCCCUUCAUCAUCGGCAGCGCCGACGACCCGUGGAUCCUGCCCGGACUGCUCUCGCAACACUCGUCGCCCUUCUCUUCGACAGACGACUGGUACCUCCUGCACAUGCUCUGCUGGACGACCGGCGUCGAGACGUUCCAGGAGCGCCACUACCAGGCGCUCGAGACGAUCUGGGCGCACGAGCCACGAGCGAUCCUCUUCAUGUUCUCGACGAACUUGCCGACCGACUUUUUCGAUGACUACACCCGCCAAGGAUACGCCAUUCACGUCAUUCGCGUGAGCAAGGAGGAGAUGUUGGAGCGAGGCUGGUACCUCGGACCGCACAGCAAGCGGUGGCUCGAAGAUUGGGACAGGUGGCAGAAGGGGCCGAGUUUCUUCUCUCAUCUCACCGACUACCUUCGCUAUCUCUUCCUCUUCAAGUAUGGCGGAACCUACCUCGACAUGGACGCGCCAUGGAUCCGCUCGCCGCCCGAUUCCAAGGUCGAGUUCAUCGGCGCCGACUACUCGACCGUUGCGAGCGACCUCGACUGGACGCUCGACGAGGACGGCAUGUACCUCGCCCCCGGCGUUAUGCGCUUCCGCCGAGGCUGGGCCGUCUUCCGCGACAUCAUGGAGAAAGCUUUCUCAACGACGUACUCGGUCGACUGCUUCAACUGCGUCGGUCCGCGCGCGAUUACGACAGCAGUCCGCUCGAAGCGGCACCAGCUCGAGAUGCACGGCUUCACGAUCUUCCCGCCGCACGUCCUGUACCCGCGCAAUUGGGUCUCGGCACACGAGCUCGUCCGCGCGCUCGCUCCAGGCGAGGGGAAAGCGGAACUCGCUCGGAUGGCGCGCGAGUCGUGGUCGAUCCACCUGUUCGGCAAGAUGACGAACCACCUGCGGAUUCAGGCUGGCAGCAUUGUUGGCGAGGCAUUCGACGCCUUCUCACUUCGCAUUCCUCGACCCGUCGGCCUCCUCUCCUCCGCCGACACCGAGAAGGCGAAACCGCCAUCUUCCGCGCAAGGCAUCCAGCUCCGCUUCCCUUCUUCGUACACCUAUCGCGCCCGCACGACCCUCGAGCAACUUGAGACGCCCAACUUGGCGCUCGUCGGCUCGGCAGACGGCCACUUUGACGGCCUCGACCUCAUCUCGCUCCGAGGCGUUCUUGCGAGCGGCUCGCCGGCUGCAAAAGCCGAGAUCCGCUUCGCGACAGCGAAGGGCGGGCGGGUGGCGUAUUCUGUGCGGGGCUUGUCGGCCAGGACGGCGGACGGGCAGGCGGAGUUGCCGGGAGGGAACGAGGUCAAGGUCGUCGUCGAGGAGGCGAGACUGAGGGACAUCAACGCCGUCCUGCGGUCGACGGUGUACGUUCCGCCGCGACGAGCAGUCGAGGGCGAUGUGGAAGACUUGAUGGACGAGCUGCGGAUCGAGGUGGAAUGGGGAGGCGAGAAGGUAGAGGCAAGGAUUGCGGUAGAAGUGCCAGCUCCGCCGAGUACGGGCUAG
Molecule: messenger RNA, 3273 nt
Organism: Rhodotorula toruloides NP11
Lineage: Eukaryota; Fungi; Basidiomycota; Microbotryomycetes; Sporidiobolales; Sporidiobolaceae
Product: galactosyltransferase, glycosyltransferase family 31 and 32 protein
Exons: 5
Coding region: 1-3273 (1090 amino acids)
Biological process (GO): cellular response to oxidative stress; protein N-linked glycosylation
Cellular component (GO): endoplasmic reticulum membrane
Molecular function (GO): hexosyltransferase activity
Source: RefSeq, a predicted model, not a curated record